AUGGCAUCUAACGAUUCCCUCAACCCCCUCGCCGAGUCGGGGGUUACCGUCCGCUCCGACAGCGAACAGUACUCGCAAGGCGAAGACAUCUCGCCCUCGCCCGACACCUCCUCUCCCGUCAUCCUCUACAAACCGCCCACGGUGUGGUCCCUGCUACGGGGUGCUGCCAUCAACUUGCUACUCCCUUUUAUCAACGGAAUGAUGUUGGGGUUCGGCGAACUGUUUGCCCAUGAGGCCGCCUUUCGGUUAGGAUGGGGAGGGACCAAGGUAUUCCCUACCUCUCGCAGGAGAGCUCACCCCAUCGGCCCGGGCAUCGAGGUGCGGGAGAAGAGCCCACGGUCGCGGACGACCUUGAGUGACCUUACAAGUCUGGAAUGA
Sodiomyces alkalinus F11 is the source of this 378-nucleotide messenger RNA. Its product is annotated as TOM13-domain-containing protein. The coding region runs from base 1 to 378 and encodes 125 amino acids. Lineage: Eukaryota; Fungi; Ascomycota; Sordariomycetes; Glomerellales; Plectosphaerellaceae. Gene Ontology annotation, cellular component: mitochondrial outer membrane. The transcript has 2 exons. Gene Ontology annotation, biological process: protein insertion into mitochondrial outer membrane; mitochondrial outer membrane translocase complex assembly. The record is from RefSeq and is a predicted model, not a curated record.